AUGUCUUCUGAUAUUCUUUCAAGACCAAUUGAUAUUUCUAAGUAUAGUUUAAUUUAUGCAAGUGCACAAAAAAAUUGUGGAGCUGCUGGAGUUACUAUUAUUAUUAUCAAGAAAGAAAUAUUAGGUAAAGUUAAUCGAAAAAUACCAACAAUUCUUGAUUAUCAAGUUCAUAUUUUAAAUGAUUCAAUGUAUAACACUCCACCUGUAAUAUCUAUCUUUACUGUUAAUCAAACUCUAAAAUAUAUUAAGAAACUAGGUGGUUUAGAAAAGAUUAAACAAUUAAAUGAAGAAAAAGCUCGAUUAUUAUAUGCUGAAAUUGAUAGAAAUAAAAUCUUUAAAACAACAGUACUUAAGAAAGAUAGAUCAAUUAUGAACGUUUGUUUUGUAAUGGAAGAUCAUUACAACCAACUUGAAAAUGAUUUUUCUGAAUAUGCUUUCCAAAAUGGAAUAAUUGGUAUUAAAGGUCACCGCUCUGUUGGUGGUUUUAGAGCUUCAAUUUAUAACGCAGUUACAAUCGAUUCUGUUCAUGCAUUAAUUAAAUGUAUGCGUGAUUUUGAACAGUUACAUAUUCAUUAA
Messenger RNA from Entamoeba dispar SAW760, 576 nucleotides. RefSeq names its product phosphoserine aminotransferase, putative. The record is from RefSeq and is a predicted model, not a curated record. Gene Ontology annotation, biological process: L-serine biosynthetic process. Gene Ontology annotation, molecular function: pyridoxal phosphate binding; O-phospho-L-serine:2-oxoglutarate transaminase activity. Gene Ontology annotation, cellular component: cytoplasm. Bases 1 to 576 code for a protein of 191 amino acids. The transcript has a single exon. NCBI's taxonomy places the organism in Eukaryota, Evosea, Mastigamoebida, Endamoebidae.